GGGCGGGGCGGUACAACAUUUGCCUGAGAGUCUAAACAAGGGCAUAGAAAACACGGAGCGCGAAACCCACGCGAGCCGCGUUGUCCUGUCACGUGAUUCUAGGGGACGCGAGAGAGCGACGCUUCGUAAACACAGUGCGUUGAAAUCAAAAUAACCACUGACAGCCAAACCCAGCGUCCCUCACCGCGAGGCCGGUAUGAAGUACAUCCUGGUGACCGGAGGGGUCAUAUCUGGUAUUGGAAAGGGCAUCAUUGCCAGCAGCGUGGGGACGAUCCUCAAGUCCUGCGGCCUUCACGUCACUGCCAUCAAAAUCGAUCCAUAUAUCAAUAUCGAUGCCGGCACCUUUUCGCCAUAUGAACACGGUGAGGUUUUUGUUCUCGACGAUGGCGGCGAGGUGGAUCUGGACUUGGGGAACUACGAGCGUUUCCUAGACAUCCGUCUUACCAAAGACAACAACCUGACCACCGGAAAGAUCUACCAGUCGGUCAUCAACAAGGAGAGGAGGGGAGACUACCUGGGCAAGACCGUGCAAGUGGUACCCCACAUCACAGAUGCCAUCCAGGAGUGGGUGAUGAAGCAGGCCAGGAUCUCUGUAGAUGAUGAUGGCGUGGAGCCUCAGGUUUGCGUCAUUGAGCUGGGAGGCACAGUGGGGGACAUUGAGAGCAUGCCCUUCAUCGAAGCCUUCAGACAGUUCCAGUUCAAGGUGAAGAGGGAGAACUUCUGCAACAUCCAUGUCAGCCUGGUCCCUCAGCCCAACGCCACAGGAGAGCAGAAGACCAAACCAACACAGAACAGUGUGCGAGAACUCCGAGGGCUGGGCUUGUCUCCAGAUUUGAUUAUGUGCCGUUGUUCUUCGCCCCUAGAAACGUCCGCCAAGGAGAAGAUCUCCAUGUUUUGUCAUGUUGAGCCCACGCAGGUGAUCUGUGUCAACGACGUCUCCUCGGUCUACCGGGUGCCCCUGCUGCUGGAGGACCAGGGGGUCGUGAGCUACUUCUGUGAGCGGCUGAGCCUUCCCAUCGACGUGAAGCCCAGAAAGAUGCUCACAAAGUGGAAGGAGAUGGCUGACAGAUCUGCCCGUCUCCUGGAGCACGUCUCCAUAGCCCUGGUGGGGAAAUACACAAAGUUAUCCGACUCGUACACCUCUGUGGUCAAGGCCCUAGAGCACUCCGCCCUCGCCGUCAAUCACAAGCUUGAAGUCAAGUACAUAGACUCUGCAGACCUGGAGACGACCACGCAGCAAAGUGACCCUGUGAAGUAUCACGAGGCCUGGCAGAAGCUCUGCAGCUCUCAUGGUGUGUUGGUACCAGGAGGCUUUGGAGUGAGAGGGACAGAAGGCAAGAUGCACGCUAUAAACUGGGCGAGGAAACAGAAUAAGCCGUUCCUGGGAGUGUGUCUGGGCAUGCAGCUCGCAGUGUGCGAGUUCGCCCGCAACGUCCUCGGGUGGGAAGAUGCCAACUCCACCGAAUUCAACCCCGAAUCCACUCACCCAGUGGUGAUCGACAUGCCGGAGCACAACCCCGGGGAGAUGGGAGGGACUAUGCGGUUGGGGAAGAGGCGGACUAUUUUCAAAUCCAGCACCAGUGUUCUGAGAAAGCUGUACGGCGGCGUGGAGUUUGUUGAUGAGAGGCACAGGCACAGAUUUGAGGUGAACCCUGAGCUGAAGCAGCACUUUGAACAAAAGGGUCUUCGUUUUGUCGGCGAGGACGUGGAAGGAGAGCGAAUGGAGAUCAUCGAAUUAGACGAUCACUGCUACUUUGUCGGAGUGCAGUACCACCCCGAGUUCACCUCCAGGCCCAUCAAACCGUCUCCUCCCUACUUCGGCCUGAUGCUGGCUGCUGCAGGGAAGCUGCCGGGCUACCUGGCCAAGGGCUGCCGCCUCUCCCCCAGGGACACGUACAGCGGCAGCAGCGGCAGCAGCUCCCCCGAAGCCGACCUGUCGGAGCUCAAGUUCCCCUCUUUGUCCUGAGAGUGAAGCCCGCCGGGUUCUCAACAAACCGCUUCUCCCGUUUCCAUGGCUACAACAAGCCGUUCUGGUGGCAACUUCACUCUUUUUAAAAUAUAUCACGCUUUGAAUGUGAAGGUGAACUGUGUGGGGCUCCCAUUUAAAACUCUCUUUAUGUGCAAGAAGAGGAACGUUUCAAGUAGGAACCGAUUAGCUGUGAAUCCCAGCCCGUCCGCACCGAGGAACUUUCUAUUCAUGAUCCUCCCUCAAACCCACCAGGAGAUGAAUAAUGCAUUUCGCAGUGAAGUGUGGAGAAUCGGGGCGCUCGGCGUAAGCAGAUUAGUUUGCAGCAGUGUCUAAAUAUCUGGAUUGUUUCUGAGGCAACUUUCCUGCAAAUGAAUCCAAAGUAUGAAAACAUUCAUUUUACUUCUUUAUGCAGCUGUAUUGUCAGAAUGUUUCUGGGUAUCAUGGCAGUUAUACAUUUAACUGAAAUGUUUUGUCUGUUAUUUUAAGUGUUUUCUCCUCUUUUUCUUUUUUUAGGUUUUAUGCCUGCUUUCAAAUCCUGACUUGUAAUCUGUGUCUGUGGUUAAACUUCUUAAAUAAUGUAGCACUCGGUCGCAGAGUCUGACGUUUGGACCCUUUCUCAUCCAACAGACUGGUUCUGUGUUCAGUAUAUGAAUUUACUCUGUAAUGCAUUUUGCACUUUAGGGUGUUUUAGAACCUACGUUUUUAAGGCUUAAACUCCCCAGUUCUGCUUCAGAGCUUUUUAUCAGCUAACGUGAAGUCUGGUGCAUUAAAAAGGAACUCAUCCUGCCAACUUCUUGUAAAAUAUGACCGGUCCCACCUGACAGAACCGUAUGAACAGGAAAAAUGGAAACAUCUGCAUCAAGUUCUAUUUCGAGCACCUGGAUGGUUCUGGUUAGGGUUUGACCUCGUUUGUAAGCUGCUGACCCAAAUCUAUGAGAAGCAGUAUUUUUCUAUUAAUCAGGUGCAUGUGUGAUGUGUGUAAACAGUGAAUAAAUCUACUUUAUUCCUCCUGA
Pungitius pungitius (ninespine stickleback) is the source of this 2982-nucleotide messenger RNA. RefSeq names its product CTP synthase 1-like. The transcript is spliced from 18 exons. Gene Ontology annotation, cellular component: cytoplasm; cytoophidium. Gene Ontology annotation, biological process: pyrimidine nucleobase biosynthetic process; CTP biosynthetic process. NCBI's taxonomy places the organism in Eukaryota, Metazoa, Chordata, Actinopteri, Perciformes, Gasterosteidae. Gene Ontology annotation, molecular function: CTP synthase activity; identical protein binding. The record is from RefSeq and is a predicted model, not a curated record. Bases 197 to 1966 code for a protein of 589 amino acids.